AUGUUUGGUGAAUCCUUAACACAAUGGUUGCGCGAUCUUCGAACUGUCGACAAACGCAGAGCCUGGCAAGCCCUCACCAUCUAUCUCUUACCAAAUAUCACCUACCUCGAAUCGUUCCGCGAUGAGCCGGGCACAAUUUGCACCAUCGAUUGCGCGAAGCCACUCUCCACCCAAGUACAGAGAGGGGUACAGUUGUAA
Molecule: messenger RNA, 198 nt
Organism: Penicillium robsamsonii
Lineage: Eukaryota; Fungi; Ascomycota; Eurotiomycetes; Eurotiales; Aspergillaceae
Exons: 1
Coding region: 1-198 (65 amino acids)
Source: RefSeq, a predicted model, not a curated record